AUGAGCGUGCAAACAGAUUCAGAAAAACGGAAGCAAAUUUCCGUUCGUGGUAUUGUUGCAGUUGAAAAUGUAGCUGAGGUGAAAAAGGCAUUUAAUCGGCACGUUCAUUAUACAUUGGUGAAGGACAGAAAUGUUGCUACCCCAAGAGACUAUUAUUUUGCCCUGGCGCACACCGUCCGGGAUCAUCUUGUUUCUCGCUGGAUUAGAACGCAGCAAUAUUACUAUGAGAAAGAUCCUAAGCGUGUUUACUAUCUAUCCCUGGAGUAUUAUAUGGGCAGAUCUCUCCAGAAUACCAUGAUCAAUCUAGGUAUCCAAGGUACUGUAGAUGAAGCUCUAUACCAACUUGGUUUGGACAUUGAAGAACUUGAGGAGCUUGAAGAAGACGCAGGUCUCGGUAAUGGAGGUCUCGGACGACUUGCUGCCUGCUUCCUUGAUUCAAUGGCCACAUUGGGUCUUGCAGCUUAUGGUUAUGGUAUUAGGUAUGAAUACGGUAUAUUCGCUCAGAAGAUAGAGAACGGGGAACAGCAAGAGGAGCCUGAUGAUUGGCUCCGUUAUGGAAACCCAUGGGAGAAAGCUCGACCAGAGUUCAUGUUACCGGUCAACUUCUAUGGCCGUGUGGUCGAUACACCUCAAGGGAAGAAAUGGAUAAAUACACAGGUGGUGUUCGCUAUGCCAUAUGAUAACCCAAUCCCCGGAUACAAUAACAAUGUUGUAAACACGCUGCGUCUGUGGUCUGCGAAAAGUCCUAUCGAUUUCAAUCUAAGAUUUUUCAAUUCGGGAGAUUACAUCCAAGCGGUGCUAGACCGUAAUGUUGCUGAGAACAUUUCAAGGGUACUAUACCCUAACGAUAACUUCUUUGAGGGUAAAGAGUUGAGACUUCGCCAGGAAUACUUCAUGUGCGCGGCCACGCUUCAAGAUAUACUCAGGAGAUACAAAGCAUCUAAAUUCGGAUCUCGUGAGGCUGUGAGAACGACCUUUGAAAGUCUGCCCGAUAAAGUUGCGAUACAGUUGAACGACACCCAUCCCGCUCUGGCUAUUCCAGAACUUCUACGAAUCUUGAUCGAUGUUGAAAAGGUUCCGUAUGAAGAAGCCUGGGAUCUUGUGGUGAAAUGCUGCGCUUACACCAACCACACAGUACUGCCUGAAGCUUUGGAGAGGUGGCCGUGUUCUAUGCUGGAGAAUGUUCUUCCGAGGCACAUGCAAUUGAUAUAUCACAUCAAUUUCAUGCAUCUCAAAGAGGUUGAAAAACGUUGGCCGGGUGAUAUGGACCGUCUACGACGUAUGUCCCUCAUUGAGGAAGAAGGAGAAAAACGUGUCAACAUGGCCAACCUUUGCGUAGUCGGUUCACACGCUGUGAACGGCGUGGCCGCUAUACACUCUGAUAUCCUCAAGGCAACCAUCUUCCGUGAUUUCUACGAGAUGUGGCCCGAGAAAUUCCAGAACAAGACCAAUGGAAUAACUCCUCGUCGUUGGCUCCUGCUAUGCAACCCUGGUCUGUCUGAUCUCAUUUGCGACAAAAUCGGUGAGGAAUGGACCGUACAUUUAGAUAAACUCCAAGCUCUGAAACGCUGGGCCAAAGAUCCGGCUUUCCAGCGAGCUGUAAUGAAAGUUAAACAAGAAAACAAAUUGAAGCUGGCCUCUCUCAUCGAAAGAGAUACCGGUGUGAAGAUUAACGCUGCGUCCAUGUUCGACGUUCAAGUUAAGCGUAUCCACGAAUACAAACGUCAGCUCUUGAACAUUUUGCACGUGAUCACCCUGUAUAACCGUAUAAAGCGUGAUCCUACAGCACCUAUAACCCCAAGGACUGUGAUGAUCGGUGGCAAAGCUGCGCCUGGUUACUACAUCGCAAAACAAAUCAUCGCUCUGGCUUGCGCUGUUGGCAAUACUGUAAACAACGAUCCAGAUGUAGGUGAUAAAUUGAAGCUAAUCUUCUUGGAGAACUAUCGUGUGACGUUAGCUGAGAGGAUCAUGCCGGCCGCAGACCUCAGCGAACAAAUCUCAACCGCGGGGACAGAAGCCUCCGGUACUGGAAAUAUGAAGUUCAUGUUGAACGGAGCAUUGACCAUCGGCACUAUGGACGGAGCUAACGUGGAAAUGGCAGAAGAAGCCGGGGAAAACAACAUGUUCAUAUUCGGAAUGAGAGUCGAUGAUGUUGAGGCUCUACAGAGACGAGGUUACAACGCCUAUGAAUACUACGAGCGCAACCCUGAGUUGCGUCAAUGCGUUGAGCAGAUCCGCAGUGGAUUCUUUUCACCAGACGAGCCAGGGAAGUUCGCUCAUGUGGCCGGUGUGCUUCUGAACCACGACCGUUUCUUACAUUUCGCUGAUUAUGACGCUUAUAUUGCCGCGCAAGACAAAGUUGCUCGUGUGUACCAGGAUCAAGCCAAAUGGGCUGAGAUGGUGAUAGAAAACAUCGCUUCGUCUGGAAAAUUCUCAUCUGAUAGAACUAUUGCUGAGUACGCUCGGCAGAUCUGGGGAGUGGAGCCCUCGUGGGAGAAGUUGCCCGCACCACAUGAGACUUAG
Molecule: messenger RNA, 2523 nt
Organism: Danaus chrysippus (African queen)
Lineage: Eukaryota; Metazoa; Arthropoda; Insecta; Lepidoptera; Nymphalidae
Source: the annotation of a GenBank genome assembly